Aspergillus mulundensis is the source of this 1395-nucleotide messenger RNA. RefSeq names its product putative mRNA processing protein (Mss51). NCBI's taxonomy places the organism in Eukaryota, Fungi, Ascomycota, Eurotiomycetes, Eurotiales, Aspergillaceae. The record is from RefSeq and is a predicted model, not a curated record. Gene Ontology annotation, biological process: mitochondrial respiratory chain complex IV assembly. Bases 1 to 1395 code for a protein of 464 amino acids. Gene Ontology annotation, cellular component: extrinsic component of mitochondrial inner membrane. The transcript has 2 exons.
AUGACGGGCGAGUUUACUUGCGGACGCUGUCUGCAGGCACUGCACCGCUUCAGACUCCCCUUACGAUUGAGGAGCCCGGCUCUCAACAGCUAUAUCCCUUGCCAACGUCGCUCAUUUUCAUCGGGCCUGAUAGCAUGGCGAACAGCGACGUCGGAUAUCCCCGAUCCACGGGCUCUCUUGAAACCGAAUAACCUAUUCCACAAUUUCUCCCAAUCUCCAUCGCCGGCAAUCCGACAGCGUGCAGCCUUUAUCAAACAAAACGCCUUUUGCCCUCAUCCUAGCCAUCUGCAGACCCGACCGGACGAACCCGAGGGCAUUGCGCCUCCGGCUCAUUCACACUUUGAAUGCCCGGAUUGCGGCAUCCCUAUAUACUGCUCUGAGGGACAUUGGGUGGAUGAUUUCGAAGCCCACCUGGAAGUCUGCGAAACUCUUAAACAGAUCAACGAGGACGACCAUGAUCUGCGCUCCGGACGUUUCUUCCCGGAGUUUGCGAUGCCCGGGCUGCAGGACGAAAACUUUGUCAUUAACAUGACAAAUUGGGAUACUUUUCUUUACACGAGAGAGUUUGAUGCUAUUAAUGACGACCGGAGCAUGCGGCAGGUGACGCGGAUGCUCACAUAUCCGCUUACCAUUGGGAGUGUAUUGCAUGAACUGAGCCCCUACAGUAUUCGAAAAGAUAAGAGACUUACAGCUGAGGGUCUCAGGAGUAUCAGCGCCCUCCGGUACUCUCUACAUCCGCCUAGGACGGGAGAGGGCGUUGAUAUCCAAGGCCUGCGUGUGAAGGCACCUCCGGUGCGAAUUUUUAUCCUAGGAGCGCGUGCCGAAUCGUCUCUACCUCGCGAUGUGUGGCUUCAGCUGAGUCACAUCUUCCCGCGGUCUCUUAUCAAUCUCAUUUUCAUUGGGCCUGAGAGCAUGGCGAACCGCGACGAAGAAUUUCCCCUCCCCGAACGAACACCCGAGAAUCCUUUUGGAGGAAUCGUUGAAGAUAGGUUAGGAGGUCAGAUGAAGAUCACGACGUAUGUGGAUUACUUCCACACGAUGUACAAGGCACAUUACUUUCAGCCGUUUGACCCGUACCUCGACUGCAUUGUGCUCUUCCACCCGGGUCUUGGACAUCCUGCCAGCUCUCACGAAUGGGAGGAAACGCUACCCCUGCUCCUCGAGACCAAGGUCCCCAUUAUCACCACUGGCUACACACAGUGGGAUAUGGAAAGGGACAUUGACUGGGUUCGCGAGAAGUGCGCUGGUGAGUUUGACAUCCUGCUUGAGCCUGGUGAGAACAUUUUUCGGAGUCUGCGAUGGGAUCUCAAUGACCUUGACCCGCAUGACGUCUCUUGUGGCAAUUGGGGGUUGUGGGCGUUCAGAGGAAAGAGGUAUAUUCCCUGCCUUGAUUGA